AUGCAGGCGAACCUCAACCACGCCUGCCAGGCCCAGGACCUUUUCCUCCAUAGCCUGGCAGAGCGUGGUUGUGGGCUCGGAAUUGUGGCCGAGCCGUACCGGGUCCCCAAGAACCCCUGCUGGGCGGGGAGCACGGACGGCUCGGCGGCAAUCGUCUGGAGGAGAACGGGGGAGCGUUCCCCCCCCUUCUCUAAGCUGAAAGCUGGAGAAGGAUGGGUGGCGGUCGAAUGGGGGCCCCUGACCGUAAUAGGGGUCUACAUAAGACCAAGCCUAUCUAGGGCGGAGGUGGAGGACCGACUCCAGGAGUUGGAGGACGUGGUCCGGGAGUACCUCCCCGGGCCAGUAUUGGUCGCCGGGGACUUCAAUGCCAAGUCGGCGCUUUGGGGUUCCCGGCGGCCGGACGCCAAAGGGGCGGAAGUGGAGGCCUGGGCAGCACGCCUGGGCCUCCACCUGGAGAACGUAGGGGCCGUUAGCACCUGUGCGAAUGGCGAUUAG
Vollenhovia emeryi is the source of this 495-nucleotide messenger RNA. RefSeq lists its product as uncharacterized. Gene Ontology annotation, molecular function: catalytic activity. The record is from RefSeq and is a predicted model, not a curated record. NCBI's taxonomy places the organism in Eukaryota, Metazoa, Arthropoda, Insecta, Hymenoptera, Formicidae. Bases 1 to 495 code for a protein of 164 amino acids. The transcript has 2 exons.